AUGUCAGACAACGCGACAAAACGAGAAGACGAAGGGAAACCCGAGCCCGCGCCCAAGCGAGGCUCUCGCUCCUUCAUGCGCCUCAUCACCAAAGGCGCCGACCCUCCCGCCAGAGCCAGUUCCGCGGAUAUGCUGUCGUGGGCGUUGGUGCCGGUGCGUCCCGGCGACGCGGCGGCGGUGACCACGCCUGCAGACGCUGACGGCCUCCACAGCCCGGAGGGGACGAUCCUCGGCGGUCUCUUCUCCACUCGGAAGCCGAAAGAUGCGGGCGCGGGAAUCUCGAGUGCGCUCAAGUCGGUGGGAAAAGGAGUCGCCGCAGGCGCCGCCUCGCUUUUCGUCCUGCCUGCAGUCGGCGCGACGCAGCAGGGCGUCGGCGGAUUCUUCAAGGGCGUCGGCGCAGGCGUCAUUGCAGCCGUGGCGCUUCCCGUCACUGGCGUUUGCGUCGCUGGAUACCAAGUCGCGCGGGGCCUCGCCAAUACCCCAGAAGCCAUCCACGAACGCAGUCAAGGGAAAAAAUGGGACAAAAAAACCCGGGCGUGGAAGGACAACUGGUACUCGCUGCAGGAAGAGGCGGCAGAAGUGAUUGGAAAGGAGAAUCCGUUCAAGGCUGCCUCCUCUGCUUCGGCGUCGCCGACGAAGAGCGAGGCAUCUGGAGGAGGAGCCCGAGAGGUCGUGGACCGGGAGUUGUACGACGCCCUGGAAGUCCCCACAGAUGCCACGCAAGACGAGAUCCGGAGACAGUACUACAAACUCGCACGAAAGUACCACCCGGACAAGAACCGCGAAGACCCGGAGGCGAAGGUCAAGUUUCAGAAGGUCGGCGAGGCCUACCAAGUUCUCGGCGACGAAGACCGCAGAGCUCAAUACGACAAACUCGGCUCUCAGGCGGCGCAGGACAUGCCUCUCAUCGACAGCGGUCUCUUCUUCAUGAUGCUCUUCGGCUCCGAAGAACUCGAACCGUACAUUGGAAAACUGAAAAUGGCCAUGUUUGUCGAGAUGGUAGACAAAGACUGCAAGCAACCGGAGAAUGUGAGCGAGGAGAUGUUUGCAUUCGAGCAGCAGAAACGCGAAGUUCAGCUGGCGCUUUCGCUGUGCGACAGAGUGGAGCCGUUCGUGGAGGCGACUGCGAAGGAGUCCGGAACGUCGAGCGCAGCCAGCAACGAAGUCGCGGAGUGGAAAUCGAAAAUGCGCCUGGAAGCUGAGAAACUCUGUCAGUCGUCGUUUGGAGACGCGAUCGUCGAGGCGAUUGGUUGGACAUACGAAAACAGCGCAGCGCAGUUUCUGGGGAAGGUCGACACUUUCCUCGGUCUGGGCGGGCGCUACGCCAAGAUGCAGGCACACAGUCGGAGCGUGGGAAACAGCUGGAAGACCGCGAACGCGGCGGUCAAGGCGGCGUUGGCGGCUCGGCAAAUGCAGCAGAAAGCCGUGAAGAAGCAGAGAUCCAAGGAGAAGGAAAAGAAGAAGAAGAUGCGCGCAGCAGCUGCGGCUGCGAGUAAAAAGGGCGAAGACCCUGCGGCUGCAGCUGCUGACGCCGCCCAGGAGGACGAGGAGUCCAAAGACGAUGCACCCUCCGCAGAAGACGUGAAGCAAUUCGAGGAAACGUUACCUCUCAUCUUGGAGACGAUGUUACAGAUUUGUUUGAUGGAUAUCGAGACAACGGUUCGGGCUGCGGCAAAGAAGACCUUCAAAGACAUGGGCGUUGACUUGGAUUGUCGCCGACGUCGCGCGGAGGCGCUCGUGGAGCUGGGCAGAAUCUUUCAGCAGGCAGCCGCUGACCACAAGAAGGAGCACAAAGACGAGAAAGUUGAUGCUCUUCGAACGAUGGAAGACGCUUUCAUCAAGGCUGCGCAGAAGGCAGAUGAAGACCGCGUAAGAAAGGAAGGUGCCUGCCCGAACACCGGUCAGGCGCACUACGGCGAUCCGCAGGCAGAGAGCGAGAGUGCUGGGAUGCCGACUUUCGGUGUUCACGAGGGCGAGCACGCGAAUGCACGAGCCGCCGAGUUCCUUUGA
This is a messenger RNA of Neospora caninum, 2010 nucleotides long. Its product is annotated as DnaJ homologue, related. NCBI's taxonomy places the organism in Eukaryota, Apicomplexa, Conoidasida, Eucoccidiorida, Sarcocystidae. The transcript has 8 exons. The record is from RefSeq and is a predicted model, not a curated record. Bases 1 to 2010 code for a protein of 669 amino acids.